Messenger RNA from Larimichthys crocea (large yellow croaker), 3255 nucleotides. Its product is annotated as E3 SUMO-protein ligase CBX4. Gene Ontology annotation, cellular component: PRC1 complex. NCBI's taxonomy places the organism in Eukaryota, Metazoa, Chordata, Actinopteri, Sciaenidae. Gene Ontology annotation, biological process: protein sumoylation; negative regulation of transcription by RNA polymerase II. The record is from RefSeq and is a predicted model, not a curated record. The transcript has 5 exons. Bases 261 to 1994 code for a protein of 577 amino acids. Gene Ontology annotation, molecular function: SUMO ligase activity; SUMO binding.
GACUAUUUGCAUGAAGUGUUUUCUUGCUGCAGCUUCAACUCGCCUGCAGAACGAGUCUCUCCGAGGGGGAAAGCGAGGGAAGAGACGCAGUCAGAAUACGAGGAGGAGGGGGGCUCUUGUGUUUCACAUCAGAGGAGCAGCAGGGGGAAAAAAAACUGCCUGAAAACAGAGGAUAAGGUGUCGGAUACUAAAAGCAGAAAAAGAGAGAGAGAGUGAGAAAGAAAAAAAAAACAGAAGAUCCGCUUCUCUUGUAUCGGAAAAUGGAGCUACCCGCCGCGGGAGAGCACGUCUUUGCGGUGGAGAGCAUCGAGAAGAAGCGCAGCAGAAAGGGGAGGGUUGAGUAUCUGGUCAAGUGGCGAGGAUGGUCUCCGAAAUACAACACGUGGGAACCAGAGGAAAACAUCCUGGACCCAAGGCUGCUUGAUGCUUUCCAAGACAGGGAACGUCAAGAGCAGCUGAUGGGAUAUCGCAAGAGAGGACCCAAGCCCAAGCACCUUCUGGUUCAGGUUCCUUCUUUCGCCCGGAGAUCCAGUAUUCUGGCUGACCUUCAUGAGGCCUCCCUGGACGAUGAGAGCUGUCAGAAGACCAGCCCCAUCACGAUGCUCCGUCCCCAGGGCCAGCAGUACCAGCUGAACAGCAAGAAGCACCACCAGUACCAGCCGCUGUGCAGAGAGCGUGAGAACGAGCAGCAGGCUAACGGCAAGAAGUUCUACUAUCAGCUCAACAGCAAGAAGCACCACCACUACCAGCCGGACCUCAAGGUGCACGAGCCCAUAUUUGCUAAACCCAGGGAAGUUAAAGCUCCAGAUUUGGCUAACAAGGGGUACAACCUUCCCCCGGUGCUGCAGCAAAAGUGGGUCCGGGACAAGGACUCAGGCUGCCUGACCAAAGUCAAGGAUAUCACCAUGGAGCUAAAGAAGCUUCCAGCAGACCUCAAUGGCCACAAAGAGCCAGAGAAGGUCAAACCUAAAGAGGAUGCUUUAGCACAGUCGAAUGGUGUUAGCAACAGUAAGCUAAAGAUUGUCAAGAACAAAAACAAGAAUGGGCGGAUUGUUAUUGUCAUGAGCAAGUACAUGGAAAAUGGAAUGCAAGCGGCCAAGAUUAAAAAUGGUAAUUCUGAAGGUGCUGAAAAGGCGCCGCAAGGGACAGACAACAGCACAGAGAACCACCUUGAGAAGAUGAGACUAGUCAAGAAGCUCGGCCUCAUGAAUGGAUUUGCAAAAAACCUCAAAGACAAACCAACUGUUCCCAGUUCUGGAUUUAACACAGAUUGCCCCAAAGAAAAGGAACAGUCCCCCAAAACGGAGCCAACUGUGACGGAACAGGAUAAACAUGUUGAGGUCAGGGGGCAGGGGCAGCUUCCAGCGGAUCAGCCUUUACAAUUGACAACCAAGCCUAAUCUGCUCUCCCUGCCUUUGGAUAGGGGAGUUCCCGCCCCACUGGACAAAAGAGGAAACCAAGGUGGAUUUCAAGGACUAAAGCGACACUUCUCGGACACAGACUACGUGGAGCAUGGGAGUAGUAAGAGGUUUUUGAGCUCCAGGAGUAUCAGCGCUCCUAACACAGUAUCUUCACCCACCCAAAGCAUCAGCAUCCACCAAAACGGACACCAGAGUCACAUUGGACUGCAGGACUGUGGGUACACAGACCAAGAGGAACCUAUUGACUUAAGCAUUGUCAAGUCCAGGCCUAAACCUGCCCAGCCAGAAACACACACACAAGCUGAAACUGUAACACAAGCUCAAACACACACACAGGAUGCAACAGACACACAAGCUCAAACACAGACGGACGCACGGACAGAAACUCAGCCCCAGACUGAGACACAAAAGACUACAGAGGAGGAGAAAGUGGAUUCAUCGACCGUUUCUAACCAUGAGAAGAGAAAAGAGGAUACAUUUUCUUCUUUCCAGCCUUUCCUUGGGAAUAUAGUGAUCACAGACAUUACUACAAACUGCCUAACAGUCACGUUCAAGGAGUACAUCACAGCGUAACUGAACUGGGUACCAACUGUGUAACUGUAUAAAUGUACAUUAGAUAUAUUUGUAUUUUCAGAUGCUUGAAUGUACAAAUGGACCCUUGAUGUUGUUUUCAUUUUGUAUAGUUCAGUUAAAAAAAAGAGCCUUUAUCGCAUUAUUUGCAUAUUUCUUCUUAUAAGCUCAACCUGUUGUUACUUCUGGAGAUUUUUAUCACAUGCAGUAUCUAAUUCCAGCUAUUUCAAACGUAGUUUAAAAAGCAAAAUUAGGUCAAAUAAAUGUGGGAACUUUGAUUGAAGAUGCACUUAACUUGUAAAUACUCUUCACUUUUCUUUGGAUGUAAUUUGAUUAUACACUCGACUGUCUGCAUCUCAGAUAAUGCUCAAAACAAAAUGUAGGCUAUAUGGAGAAUUUUGUAAGGGAGAAAAAUUAUAUUAAAACAUGGUACAUUACACUGUGUGUGUGUGUGUGUGUGUGUGUGUGUGUGUGUGUGUGUGUGUGUGUGUGUGAUUGUGUGUGAACAGAUGGACAGAUUUAAACAAGGAUGCAUGCUGCUUGGACAGAUUAUGCCAUUAGGCAUGCUUAAACAAGCAGAUAAAGAAAAAUGAAGCGCCUAUCUGUCAAUAAAUGUGAUUUGCAUUGUUGAAAGGGGAGAUGGUUUUUAAAUGAAAUAUUAUUAAUGGUUAAUGUUUGAUAUAUGCUCCUUUUAUUUGACUUCUGUUCAAAGGUAAAGUGUUUUCUUUGAGUCCUGCAUCUCAAGAUCUGAUACUGAGGACAUGUCACUUCCAUGAAGACAGCUGAUAUACAACCCUGUGACUAUUUAGUUUAUGUUUGGGACUCAAAAAAUUCAUUUGAAUUAUAUCAGUCACAAAUCUGUUAACACUGCCAGUUGAGCUGUGUAAUCCAACAGAUUAGUACCACCAGCUGGGUGCUCUGUGCAUCACUUUUUCAUGUUUCUGUUGUUUGGCACCCUGACAUGUCGGGUGUUACUAUUGUCUCAGUGUCACAUUUUGAAUAACUUUUGCAGCAAAGCGGUCAUUAAAGUAUGUGAAAGCACACACUUGUCAUAAUCAGAUGUCCUCUUGUGUCAUGCCCCACUCUCUCUCCUUCUUUAGGAAUCCCUUCCAGCACUUUGUGAUCUGAGGUGCAUUGAACUGCUCUGUCAGGACGUUGAUUGGAUGCACUUUUGAUGUUUUGUGUGCAGACUAAAAAAAAAAAAAAUGAAGGCUUCCAAUGAAAGAUUUUGCAAUAAUAAAAUUGUUUGCAAGUGGUAUAUGGA